GUGGUUCAUCUUUAUGAAAUGGAGGUCAUGAGUGGAAAAAAUAAUUCUUGCUGCUUGAAUAAUGGUGAUGUUGUGGAGAAAAUAAAGAGGUUGGGAAGAUUAACAUGUAGAAAAAUUUGGAAAGUAGGGAAAGAAGAUAAAAGAAGGGUUAUUCACUCACUAAAAGUUGGAAUCUCCUUGUCAUUGGUCUCCUUGUUAUAUUUAAUGGAGCCAUUGUUCAAAGGCAUCGGAGAAAAUGCUAUUUGGGCUGUCAUGACUGUGGUGGUUGUUCUUGAAUUCACAACAGGGGCAACAUUAUAUAAAGGGCUGAAUAGAGGACUAGGGACACUAUUAGCAGGAUUAUUGGCUUUCUUGAUCGAACGUAUUGCCAAUGAAUCUGGCCACAUAUUUCAUGCUGCUUUCAUUGGGACCGCAGUUUUUCUAGUUGGAGCCGUGACUACAUACAUGAGAUUUUUCUCUCACAUAAAGAAAAAUUACGACUAUGGUGUGGUGAUAUUCCUCUUGACGUUCAACUUGAUCACAGUGUCAAGCUAUCGUGUUGAUAGCGUGUUGAAGAUCGCGCAUGAGCGAUUUUACACCAUAGCCAUUGGAUGUGGUAUCUGUCUCCUCAUGAGCCUAUUUAUAUUUCCAAUUUGGUCAGGAGAAGACCUCCAUUUAUCGACUGUUGCUAAGUUCGAUGGCUUAGCAAAAUCAAUAGAAGUUUGCAUUAACGAGUAUUUUAGCGACGGUAAUAUUAAUCAGCAAGAGGAAAAAGUGAGAAAAUAUUCAAUGGAAAUGGAGGAUCCCAUUUACAAAGGUUACAAGGCUGUUUUAGAUUCCAAAUCAUCUGAUGAAACUUUGGCACUAUAUGCAAGUUGGGAGCCAAGAUAUUUAAGAAGUUGUUCCUGGCAGCAAUAUGUUAAAUUGGGGACUGUUCUUCGCCAUUUUGGAUACACAAUAGUAGCUCUACAUGGAUGCCUGCAAACUGAAAUUAAGACUCCUCAAUCAGUUCGAGUACUGUUCAAAGAUCCAUGCAAUCGACUUGCCAGAGAAAUUACAAAGACGCUAAAGGAACUAGGCGACAGCAUACGAAAUCGUCGUAAAUACUGCCCAGAAAUCCCAUCUAACCAUGUCCAUGAAGCCUUACAAGACCUCAUCGACGUAUUAAAAUCCCAACCAAGACUCUUUCUUAGCACUAAUAGUAAUACAAACAUACUAUUAGCCUUAGCAACAUUAGCCACUAGGCAAAUAUCUGGUAAAGAUUUUGUAGUCUCUUUACCGAGUGCAAAUAAUGACGAUCCUGCUCGUUUUGGACUUAGCCAUGACUUGAAAGAGGGUGAUAAAAAGAUUUUGAGGCCCACAUUAAGCAAGAAUGGCAUUACUAGCUUGGAAUUUUUGGAGGCCCUACCAUUUGCAGCCUUUGCAUCUUUGUUAGUUGAGACAGUUGCAAGACUUGAUCUUGUUAUUGAACAAGUUGUAGAAUUGGGAAAGGUAGCUCAAUUUAAGGAAUUUAGUCAUGAUGAUGUGGUUAUUAAUGUAAGUUGUGAUAAUAAUCCUAGAGUGGAAAGUGAGUUCCCCUCCUCCCAUACAGCAGCAGAUUGA
Messenger RNA from Solanum stenotomum, 1581 nucleotides. RefSeq names its product aluminum-activated malate transporter 12-like. Gene Ontology annotation, cellular component: plant-type vacuole membrane. The record is from RefSeq and is a predicted model, not a curated record. The transcript has 6 exons. Gene Ontology annotation, biological process: malate transport. Lineage: Eukaryota; Viridiplantae; Streptophyta; Magnoliopsida; Solanales; Solanaceae. Bases 19 to 1581 code for a protein of 520 amino acids.